UUAUGGGAAAUGUUAUUCCAGACUUUGCUUUCUUGUUACAGAAUCAAUGCACACAGACAUUGACGAAGGCAUCAGGAAGAGGGUACUUGGUGUCACCAUGCCAGUCGAAAGAAUGCGUAUGCGACCGUGGCUGGAAGAACAAAUCAAUGCUGGUAAAAUACCAGGCUUUAAGUGGGUAAAUAAGGAGAAAAAGGUUUUUCAGAUUCCCUGGAUGCAUGCAGCUAGACAUGGUUGGGAUGUGGAAAAAGAUGCUCCUUUAUUUAGAAACUGGGCAAUCCAUACAGGAAAAUACCAGCCAGGCGUGGACAAGCCGGAUCCAAAGACAUGGAAAGCCAAUUUCCGCUGUGCGAUGAACUCCUUGCCUGACAUAGAGGAGGUGAAAGAUAAAAGCAUUAAAAAGGGGAGCCAUGCCUUCAAAGUCUACAGAAUGCUGACACUGACAGAACGACCUACAAAAAAAGGAAAGAAAAAAGUGGACAAAGAAGACAAGAUCAAAUUAAUUAAGCUGGAGAGGCCCUGUUCCCCAGGCAAUGGGACAAAUAGGGCUGAAGCACAGUUGAAUGUCGUAAUUAAAGAGGAAGCAAUGGUGGACAGUACUGUUGGCAGUCUCUUAGAACACAGGAGUUCACCACAAUAUGAAGAAAUGAUCAUCAGCAACCCCCCCGACGUGUGUCAGGUGAUCGAGGUGACGACGGAAAGUGAAGACCAGUCGGUCAGCUCGAGCCACGGCUACCCACUCCAGAUAUCGCCAGUGUCUUCAUAUGGAGCAGAAAGCGAAACAGACAGUGUGCAGAGCGAUGACGAAACAAAGGGGCUUUCGCUGUGGCAGGCGAGAAGCGGGGAUGGGAAGCUGUUCUGCAACAGCACAGGGAACAACACGUGCCAGCUGCCAAGCAUGGCCACCUUUGUAACGUCGGGCAAAACUAACUUCAAAGUCACCAGCAACAGAGAGGAGUCCCCCCUGAUUGCCUACAAAAGUACCCCCCCAUGGCCAAACCUUCCCACUAUCUUGCCCCCACCUCCCGCACACAUCUCUACGGUCACAAGGGCGGGCCACGAGACACGUGCCAGCGUAAUCAUGAAGACGUCAGAUGUCUCCAAGUCCGGAGUGAAAACAUGCUAAGCCUGUCUUUUUUUUUUUAGGACAAACUGACUGCACUCACCCAGGCAGUGCCACCACACUGCAGCGAAUGACAAGAAACCCUCAUCAGGAACUAGCAAACAGACUGCCAUGUCCGAGCUCAGGACAGCUCAUGGGAUUAAGACUAGAAGCUUUUCCCUUAACGUGAUAUGCGUUACAAUCAGGCGGAAAGAUGCAAGUUCUGAUAGCAAGAGGACCAAAAAGAAGCAGUAUAUGAAAGAAAUCAUAUAGUAUGCAUUGCUGGCAUAUACAGAAAAGGUUUUAUUGUGAAUAUGUACAUAGUGCAAUAUUGGCUUAAUUGCAACUUGCUUCUGCACCUUACUGAAAGCACUUACUGUGUCAUAGAGCACUUCCAGAUGUGUCAUGCAAUGACACCUACACACCUUGGAGAUUUUUAGAGUUCCUGUGGAGAAGAAAAUUGCCCUGCUUUGGCUAGCCUUUCUUUUUCGCUCACAUAAAGAGGUACAAAAGGAUGAAGAUGAAGUGAUUUAAUACAGCAAAGAAAAAAUAAGUGCCGGUGGAAAAAAAAGAAUGAUUGAAAUAUUUUCCUAAUGCAAGCUUUUGUGUGUGUGUGUGUGUGUGUGUGUGUCUAUAUAUAU
This is a messenger RNA of Polyodon spathula (Mississippi paddlefish), 1740 nucleotides long. Its product is annotated as interferon regulatory factor 2-like. Gene Ontology annotation, molecular function: RNA polymerase II cis-regulatory region sequence-specific DNA binding; DNA-binding transcription factor activity, RNA polymerase II-specific. The record is from RefSeq and is a predicted model, not a curated record. Lineage: Eukaryota; Metazoa; Chordata; Actinopteri; Acipenseriformes; Polyodontidae. The transcript is spliced from 9 exons. Gene Ontology annotation, cellular component: nucleus. Bases 47 to 1123 code for a protein of 358 amino acids. Gene Ontology annotation, biological process: regulation of transcription by RNA polymerase II; immune system process.